CCACAAAUCAAAAACCAAAAAUCAGGGGAUUGACCGAAAACACAAAUUAGUUAGUACAUUAGCAAAAUGGGGCCAAUUUACAAUAUUGAGAAGUUUUAAUGUUGAUAGUAGGAAGGGAGAUCAAGCUAGGGGCGGAAGACAGUUUGGGACGGAAUCGAGGAUUAGGGAUCUGAGACACGAAUGGAGCACGACGAGGCAACAAAGUAACCGGCGACGACUUUCUUCUUCGACCAGAACUGCGGGCGGUAGGCUCUCAUCUUCGAUCAGCAUGUGUCACUGGACACAGAGCAGGGCGGGGGUGGUUGGCAUUCAUCGUCCAUCGGCUAGCAGCGAGGCAUGGAGGUCCGGUUCCAACCUCAGUGAUUCCGGACGGAAAUCAUACGGCGGCCUUUUCUCUGAUUCGGUUUCAAUUUUUUCACCUUUCUUUAAUCUAAUCUUUCUCACUAUUUUCUUUAGAUUUGUUCACUCUAAUUUUGUAUUCACUUGUUAGACUGCCAUGGCUGCCCUUCUCUCUGAUUUGGUUUCAAUUUCACAAUAUAAUAAGGAAUUCUAUUCAAAUCAUGAUAUGUACUGUAUUUACAAGUCUUUAACUUUUAAUUAUAAGUGUCCACGAUUUUUACAGACAUGCCAUGGCUUUUGCACAUUGCUAUUGUUUUGCCUUCUUUGACAAACUUAUGGAGCUAGGUAGGUUUCAUCAGGGCGACUAAUAAAGCAUGUAGCAUCGUCAAAGACAAUUGUCAUCACCUUUCAUUUCUAUACAAAGCAAGCUCCACAAUAAAAUGAAUUGGAUGAUGAUCAUAGAUGCCACAUAUGUCAUUGGGUUCCUUUAGGGACCCUAUCUAGCUACUUAUAAUCACUCUUUUAUUUGGCCUUAAGGCAAUUGUUUCUCGUCUUCUUUUUCUUGUUGAUCCCUUUUUUCUGUUCCAACAAUGUUUAUUACAUAUUGUAGAUUUUUGUUGGUGGAAUCUCCGAAGUUAUUUCAUCUGAUAUGGUAAGAGAAUUAAUCUUAACAUCGGUAAAAAGGUUUAUUUUAGAUAGGGGCUGCUUGGCAACUUCUGAAUCGGUAAGUGCUGAACCAAGUAAGAGGUCUGAACCAUUAAGUGAUGAACCAGUAAGAGGUCUCAACCAUUAAGAGAUAGUAUAUUGCUUAACUAUUCAGAGGCAAAUGUCUGAUCAAUUCAGAUAAGAGGUCUUAACCAUUCAGACUCUGUAUAAUACUUAACCAUUCAGAGGCAAAUCUCUUAACCAUUCAGACAUCUGAACCAUUAAGAGGCUGAAACAAACAGUCUGAACCAUUAAGUGCUGAACCGUUCAGACAUCUGAACCAUUAAGAGGCUGAAACAAACAGCCCCAUAAUGUUUCUAGUUUCUUUUUUCAUCCUGCCCGAGGGCUUAAAUUUUAUGCUGCUAUUCUAGCUCAUGGAGAUUGCUAAAUCCUUUGGACAUUUGAAAGCAUAUCACUUUGAGUUUAAUGCAGAUCUUAAUGAGCCACGUGCUUUUCUUGAGGUAUCAUCCUACUAUUCUUUCAUUGGGUAAAUGAUUAUUUAUUCUUUCUUACUCCCUACUAGAUUAUUGUCUUGUAUAUACUUUGGUAAUGCUCUACUUGUUUUAUGGAGAAAGUGGAAUAAAAUUUACUGUGGAUGUAAUCUGUAUGAGAUGUCAGGCUCAGUGUCAAGUGUCAAAUGUCUGUUCCAUGAUCAAAACCAAGUAUAAACCCAGGGCCUGGAUACUACUGACAAUUAGAAAGCUGAGCCUCUCAUGUGUGUGAGAAGCAAGAAUUUAUGUGUUUUUUUAAUAUAAUUAUGAACUGAAACCUGAAAGGGGAGUAAAACAUAAGUGUUCUUGAGCUUCAAUUUUGACACGAUCAAUAUAUUCAAGUUAGGCUACCACUUAGGGUUAGGAGGUUUACACUGUAUCUGUGGGCUCGCAUCUUCGAUCAGCAUCUGGUCACAGAGUAGGGCUGGUGGUUGGCCUUCAUUGUUGAUCGGCUAGCAGCGAGGCAUGGAGGUCCGAUUCCGGAUGGAAAUCAGACGGUGGCAAUCAGUCGAGCAACUCUCCCUACAGUGAACUCCUGACUCCAGCGAGCUAUAGUGCAUGAGUGUAAGGUAAAUUUGGUGCAAAAUUUGUAAUUACUUUAUUUUGUGCUUAUAUUUUUUUUUUUGCAUAGGAUUCAACGGCUAAUCAAUCUGAAAUCGAUGACCUUACAAUUGAUGGUAAUACAACCACUGAGCAAAGUCAUAAUGAGGAUCGAUGGAACAAAGAUGAUGAGGUUAGAGUGAUGAACUUGAAGAUGUAGACAGUGACGAGCAUUAAAGCUUUGGACUAUAUCUUCCAUAUCAAUGCGUAUUUUAAUUUAGUUCACUUUGACUGUUACUUUAGCUUGAAAAGUACGCAAAUGAUGAACUAAUUUUGAGAUGUUGGUUUACUAUCUAGUAAAUGGGUUAGUUGUAA
Molecule: messenger RNA, 2450 nt
Organism: Cuscuta campestris
Lineage: Eukaryota; Viridiplantae; Streptophyta; Magnoliopsida; Solanales; Convolvulaceae
Source: the annotation of a GenBank genome assembly